AAAACAUACCGCAGCUCGUCGCCUGCCGCCUGGUAUAUCGGUAUCAAAUAUAUUGGAUAAAAACGGCGAAAACUGUAACAAAGAAAAAAUCUAAAAUCAGAACGAUGAUUUCAUCCGCAACCUUAACUCUAUCGAACAUCCCACACAAGUCAUCACCGCCCGCCGGCUCGUCCAUUCCUCACCCUGAAACCAAAUCUACCCCUGCUUCACCGACCCCCUCCGAACCUUCAUCUCCUCAGGCUCGGCGAAUCAAAUCAAGCCCUCAGCUAACCCGUUGGUCCAGGGCUCGCGCCAUACGGUCCGGCCGAAGACUGAGCCGCCCGGUUCCACAACCAACUGGUGAAAUGGAGUAUUCCUAUUCUGCAUUCCAAGAUAGAAACAGUAGUAAUGGAAGUGAUCUCGGGACACUUUCUCCUAGUAGUGAUAGCGGAAUUGACGGGGAGCAUGUGAAGGUCGUGACGGCGGGGGGUAAGUCCAUAUACAUGGUAUCCGAUGGAACGGGGUGGACAGCGGAGCACGCCGUUAACGCUGCGUUGGGUCAGUUUGAGCACUGCUUGGUGGAUCGGGUUUGCCCGGUUAAUACCCAUUUGUUUUCCGGGAUUGAUGAUGUGGAACGCUUGAUGGAGAUAAUUGCCCAAGCCGCCAAGGAGGGAGCAAUGCUUGUAUACACUCUUGCUGAUCCCUCGAUUGCUGAAUCUGCCAGACAAGCCUGUCGGCUUUGGGGUGUGACAUCUCUUGAUAUACUUGGACCCAUAACGGAGGCAAUUGCUUCCCAUCUUGGUGUCUCACCUUCUGGCAUUCCGCGCUGGGCUCCCGGUAGGAACUCCUCGCUUGGUGAGGAGUACUUUCAAAGAAUUGAGGCAAUUGAGUUCACUAUAAAGCAAGAUGAUGGAGCCCUGCCUCAAAAUCUGCAUAAGGCUGAUAUCGUUCUAGCUGGCGUAUCCCGUACUGGGAAGACACCAUUGUCUAUUUAUCUAGCACAGAAAGGAUACAAAGUGGCAAAUGUGCCACUUGUGAUGAAUGUAGAGUCUCCAAGGAGUCUCUUUGAGAUUGACCAGGAGAAGGUAUUCGCGUUGACUAUAAAUCCUGUUGUCCUACAAACAAUCAGAAGAGCAAGAGCAAAGAGCUUGGGGUUCACUGAAGAUAUACGAAGCAACUAUUGUGAAAUGGACUAUGUCAAAGUAGAGCUGGAGUGCGCCAGUAAAAUCUUUCAGCAAAAUCCCGUCUGGCCAGUGAUUGAUGUCACCGGGAAAGCAAUUGAAGAAACAGCAGCAAUUAUACUGAGGCUCUACCAUGACAGGAAAAAUAAAUGCUCAAUGCCAAGAAUUUCCAAGCGCUACUAAAUAUGAGAAUUUUUGUUCUCAAACAUGAAUAAGAAGGAUUCUCAUCAGGACAACUAAGAAAUUCAGUCUUUAUUACCUAGAAUGCACGGUGGGAAUUCUAACAGUAUUUACUUUGUAAAUAUAACAUAACUGGUUGUGACAUUAUUGUAUAAUGAAAUAAAGUUGUUUGCGCCAGAAUUUGUUA
This is a messenger RNA of Sesamum indicum (sesame), 1527 nucleotides long. RefSeq names its product putative pyruvate, phosphate dikinase regulatory protein, chloroplastic. The record is from RefSeq and is a predicted model, not a curated record. NCBI's taxonomy places the organism in Eukaryota, Viridiplantae, Streptophyta, Magnoliopsida, Lamiales, Pedaliaceae. Gene Ontology annotation, molecular function: transferase activity, transferring phosphorus-containing groups; ATP binding.